Molecule: messenger RNA, 5548 nt
Organism: Chelonia mydas (Green sea turtle)
Lineage: Eukaryota; Metazoa; Chordata; Testudines; Cheloniidae
Gene: ABTB2
Product: ankyrin repeat and BTB domain containing 2
Exons: 17
Coding region: 1151-4219 (1022 amino acids)
Molecular function (GO): protein heterodimerization activity
Source: RefSeq, a predicted model, not a curated record
AAAAGAAAUCCCCAGUGAAAAUCAGAGCGAACCUCCCGCCCCCGGCGCGCCUGUUUCCGAUGGUCUCCUGCAGGCAGAGAGCACUCGGGAUGGCUGGGGGGGAGCGAGAGGCAUCUUCAUGGCGCACAGGUGAUCGAGUUGUCCUACAUCCACUCCCCGCACCCGCUUCAUUGCAAGCCUCCCGACUCGUUCAUGCGGGUCCCGCACACCGGUCUGUGCACGCAGAGCCCCCGGCUGCACGCGGAGAGCCCCUGGGCGGGGAACCAGUCCCUCCGUUCGCCUCGCCGGCGCGCAAAGGGCGGCGGGGGUCGCCCAAAGGCGGCUACUCCGCGCGGGGUUUUGCAAAUUGACACAAACGCGUUGAGUUUGGAAAUCCGGAGUUCCCAUUCCGUGCUUCCCCCGCCCGCCUUUCUCUUCCCAGCCAACCCUCUUCCUGCCUCCGAUUUACAUACGAGCCGCCCAGCUCGGCUUUCACGGGCUGCCUCAGCCCCCUCCGGAGCCGCUGAUUGGUGUUUUCCCCCGCAGGUUAUUUGCAUGCCGUCUGCACACGGGGUGCCCCACAGAGGAGUUCGCUCAAAGCUUCCGCAAGUGUCCGGAGUGCCGGCUGGAGCAGAGUCUGCAGCUCCCCGGGCUGCUCUUGGGCUCUCCUGCUACCACCCUCCCUUGCUGGGCUGGAGCUUUGCUCUGGGUAGCUGUUUGGGGAAGGAUUCUCUAGGCUUGUCUUCUGGAUCCGUCCUCUCCCUGCCUGCUCAGCACGCCGCUGCCUUCAGAACCACCCGGCUGACCGGAGAGGUGGGGUUGGCCUUGUCUUGGGGCUCUGAAGUGACCUGCCCUAGGAGGAGACUCCUUUGGCACAUUGGGGACUGUUUGAUACUGACACUCCCCACUCCCUCCCCGUACUUUCCGUCCUUGCUCCAGACGGAAAAUGAAUGAUCUCAGCCUGCCUGUGGAAUGGAGACAGCUGGCACCCAGCAGAGCCUGAAGGAGCCUCUGAAGCUGAAGUGUGAACUUGAUUCUCCUCCGCAAUGUUAUAAGCUGCCCAGCCGUUCUCUUUGUGGUGCCAGCCUCUCUGGUCCACUAACAGCAGCAAGGAUCUAGUUUCAUCUUCACCUUUUUGUGCCUCUGAGGGGCUGGAUCACAAUUCUUUCCUAUGGCUGGGAUAUACAGCUCUACUCUGAAGACCCUGGAGGAUUUAACCUUGGACUCUGGUUAUGGGGCAGGGGAUUCCUGCAGAUCUCUUAGUCUCUCUUCUUCUAAGUCCAACUCCCAAGCCUUCACAUCAUCUCAGCACAGAGGCAACUGGUGGUACUAUUCAGGCUCCAUGAAUAGUAGGAAUAACAGCUGGGAUACAGUGAACACUGUUCUGCCAGAAGACCCCGAAGUUGCAGACAUCUUUUCCAAGUGUCCUAAACUGCCAGAUCUAGAGGAAUUCCCUUGGACUGAUGAAGACAUUGGGAAAAUACUCAGAAAAGGAAAGGGGGAAGGAAAUACCAGAAACUUUUCUCAGGAAGCUGUCAGGAGACUCUCUCAGCUACUUAGGAGAGCCCUGAUCAGGGUCUCCAGGGAGGCCCAACGUCUGAGUGUGAUGCAUUCCAAAUGUACUAGAUUUGAGGUCCAAAGUGCCAUCAAGCUCAUCCAGAGCUGGUCGUUGUCAGAAAGCUGUGUCCUGGCUACUGUCAAGGCUCUUUCCCUGUACAGUAUGAGUGCAGGAGAUGGAUUGAGGAAAGGCAAGUCCUCCCGAUGUGGCCUCACCUUCUCAGUGGGGAGGUUUUUCAGGUGGAUGGUGGACACUAGGAUCUCGGUAAGGAUUCAUGAGUAUGCAGCUAUCUCUUUGACGUCUUGUAUGGAAAAUCUGGUGGAAGAAAUCAAAGGCAGGGUUCUAGCGAGUCAGAGCCCAGAUGGAGGAGGAGGAGGAGGAGGAGCGGGGGAGAUCUCCUCUGAAAUCCUUGAGAUGGUCAUCAACAAUGAUGCUGAGCUUUGGGGAGUACUGCAGCCUUACGAACAUCUCAUCUGUGGGAAAAAUGCUAAUGGUGUGCUGUCUCUGCCUGCCUACUUCAGCCCCUACAAUGAUGGCUCCAUAAGCAGUGAUGGACGGGCCGAUGCGUAUGCCCAGCUGGAGCUCCGAACUCUGGAACAGUCUCUCUUGGCGACUUGCGUUGGAAGCAUCUCAGAACUAAGUGACUUGGUAUCGCGAGCAAUGCACCACAUGCAAUGUUUGAACACCCUCCGCCCCGGCAUGAGCCCUAUCCGGCAAACCAGGCAACAGCAGCCCAUUACCUGGUCCCCUGAUGCCCUCCAUACCCUCUACUACUUCCUACGCUGUCCUCAGAUGGAGUCCAUGGAGAACCCCAACCUGGAUCCGCCAAGGAUGACCCUGAACAAUGAACGGCCCUUCAUGCUUCUGCCCCCGCUGAUGGAGUGGAUGCGAGUGGCUAUCACCUACGCUGAGCAUCGGCGCAGUUUAACUGUGGACAGCGAUGAUAUCAGGCAGACGGCCAGGCUGCUCUUACCAGGACUGGACUGCGAACCACGGCAGCUGAAACCUGAAUGCUGUUUUAGCUCCUUCCGAAGACUGGACGCUAAGGCUGCUACUGAAAAAUUCCAGCAGGACCUGGGUUUCCGAAUGUUAAAUUGUGGAAGGACUGAUCUAAUCAACCAAGCUAUAGAGGCGCUGGGACCUGAUGGGGUUAACACAAUGGAUGAUCAGGGCGUGACCCCACUAAUGUAUGCCUGUGCUGCUGGAGAUGAAGCCAUGGUCCAGAUGCUGAUUGAUGCUGGAGCAAAUUUGGAUAUACCAGUUCCUGGCAGCAAUCCCCGAUAUCCCUCAGUCCAUCCCGACAGCCGGCACUGGACUGCGCUCACCUUUGCUGUGCUACAUGGACACAUUUCUGUAGUUCAGCUGCUCUUGGAUGCCGGUGCCCAUGUUGAGGGCUCCGCAGUUAACAGCGGUGAGGACAAUUAUGCUGAGACCCCACUUCAACUGGCUUCAGCGGCAGGGAACUAUGAGCUGGUCAGUUUGUUACUGAGUAGGGGCGCAGACCCCCUCCUGAGUAUGCUGGAAGUCAAUGGGAUGUCCUCAUCGCUUCACGAAGACAUGAACUGCUUUAGUCACUCAGCCGCACAUGGGCACAGAAACGUGCUGCGCAAGCUCCUGACCCAGCCUCAGCAGUCGAAGGGAGAUGUUCUCUCGCUGGAGGAGAUUUUAGCUGAGGGAGUGGAGAGUGACACCUCCAGCCAGGACAGCUCCAUCGAGGGGCAGGUCAGGCUGUGUAAAACCAGGAUGAAGGCCCUGCAGGAGGCCAUGUAUUACAGUGCUGAGCAUGGCUACGUGGACAUCACCAUGGAGCUCAGGGUACUUGGAAUCCCAUGGAAGCUUCAUGUGUGGAUUGAGUCAUUACGGACAACCUUCUACCAGUCUCGCUAUUCAGUCGUGCAGAACCUCUUAAGGGAGUUUGUCACUAUUAAGGAGGAGGACUAUAACGAAGAGCUGGUUAACGAAGGGCUGCAGCUAAUGUUUGAUAUCCUCAAAACCAGCAAAAAUGAUUCAAUCAACCAGCAGCUUGCAGCCAUCUUCACCCACUGCUAUGGCAGCAGUCCUAUACCCAACAUUCCUGAAAUACAAAAGACGUUGCCGGCCCGGCUUGAUCCUCACUUUCUAAACAAUAAAGAAAUGUCUGAUGUAACUUUUCUAGUGGAAGGAAAGCUGUUUUACGCACACAAAGUCCUGCUGGUUACUGCUUCCAACAGGUUUAAGACCCUGAUGACCAAUAAACCAGAACUAGACAGCCAAGGCAGUAAGACUGUUGAAAUUGGUGAUAUGAAAUACAGUAUUUUCAAGAUGCUGAUGCAGUAUUUAUAUUAUGGAGGAACAGAAUCUAUGGAAAUCCCCACAGCUGAUAUCCUAGAGCUGCUGUCAGCUGCCAGCCUGUUUCAACUGGAUGGCCUCCAAAGACACUGUGAAAUCUUAUGUGCCCAGACCAUCAGCAUGGAGAGCUCUGUUAACAUCUAUAAAUAUGCAAAGAUCCACAGUGCACCUGAACUGGCCUCAUUCUGCGAGGGCUUCUUCCUCAAACACAUGAACUCUCUGCUGGAACAGGACUCGUUCCGACAGCUCAUCUAUGGCAGGAACAGCAAGGUGCAGGGUCUGGACCCUCUGCGGGACCUGCAGACAACACUGGCCAGUCGACUGCAUUCUAUUUACAUCACCUCAAGAGUGUGAGGCAGGGGCAAAGCAGCAGCAGGAAUGCUAGGGCAUCACACUGGCACGGGACCUUAUCCAGCUGGGGCUUCCAGGUCUGUCUUAUGGAACCACCAGCUUAUGCUGAAAGUCCCCACCUAAGCUGACGCCCUUAGGGCAGUGAUUUCUCUGGGGAGCGUGUUAGAGUGCUGCAACUAUUCUAACGACAAAGGAGGGGAGGUGGCUUUUUUCUUCUGUGGUGUCGCUCUGAUGCCGUACAGCACCAACAGGAAAAAAUGGAGGCAGCAACUGAAGAACCUGGCCCGAAGAGAAGAUCUGUGUUUCCGUUUUCAUGAGCACAAGGUGAAAGCUGCUAGGGAAACAGCGCACGCAGAUGCAGCGGAGUGAGGCCUAACAUUGGGGGUGUUUCGAACAUGCUAAUCUAAACCAUCUAUCUACAACCCCCGUCAGGUUGAUGUGUAUACACCAGUGGUGCUUUUAAAAGGGUGUGUUGAUAGUCCUCUAAUCCCAUGAACCUCUGAGCAUUCAGUCACCUGACCACAUGCGUAUAGUAGUUAGCAUGCUCAGACUACCACUGUAGCUAUAAACACGAGUUUUACACAUGGCAAAAGACUCUAGCCUUGUUGCCCAUAAAUUCUUUGCACCCCACAAGGCUGAAAGAAGGUGAGACUGUAAAAUAGGCCUCUACAAUUAUCUUUUUUCAGUGGCACCUACUUUGGAGAAUGUAGCCAAGUUUUGAUCUACUUGUCUGUGUUCAGUGGUGGCCAAUGGGAAAGAAAAUAGCCUAUCCUGUUUACACUGUAAAGGUUUGAUCAAGUGUCUUGUAGUGUCCAAGUCAUCCCAUCUUUAACAGUGUGGGAAUAGCACAUGGAGCACUCCUGCGGGAUUAGUGACUGAUGCAAUAAGAGGAGGUGGUUUUCAAAAAUGCUGCAGCAGAACCUAUUGCUGUGUUGAGGGGCCUUGGUCCUACUAUUGUGUGUACCACCUAGACUCCCUUAAAGCCAAGCAGGAAUGUACAGCUCAUUCUUCCCUGAUGCUGUGCUCUCUUGCUGGAGGUGGUGUGGUGUAGAGAAACAUGCAUGAGAGGAAAGCCUGACACAAACUUGUGGCCAUGGGCAAGUCAGUUCUCUCUACAGCUGUGGAGAUGGAAGUAAUGGGGAUACUUCCUCAAAUACACUACUUCCCUGGAGGUGGGGGGAAGGGUAUACUGCAGAAUGCUUGCACGCAUUAGCUCACCGUUGCCCUCUAUGUCUAGGAAAAGUUUAGGUUGCAGUACUUAGGGUUGAAGUAUCUAGUUUUGAGAUUCACCGUGUUUUCUUAGCUUACAAAAGGGCAGAAACUAUCAAACUU